AUGGCCUCUCCAUCACCAUCUUCCUCUCUAACGUUUACAGUACGCAGGUGCCAACCUCAGCUUGUGCCUCCUGCUCUCCCCACUCCUCGCGAAAUCAAGCUACUUUCCGACAUAGAUGAUCAACUUGGCCUGCGUUUCCAUGUUCCAGUCAUACAAAUCUAUAGAAAGCAAGCAUCAAUGGGAGAGAGAGACCCGGUUGAAGUGCUUCGGCAAGCACUGUCACAAACACUUGUCUUCUAUUACCCAUUUGCAGGGAGGCUGAGGGAGGGGCCUCACCGCAAGUUGAUGGUGGAUUGUACCGGAGAGGGUGUCAUGUUCAUCCAGGCUCAUGCUGACGUCACACUUGACCAAUUUGGUGAUUCCCUCCAACCUCCAUUCCCGUGCUUCCAUGAACUGCUUUAUGAUGUUCCUGGCUCACAAGAAAUUACCAACAAUCCCAUUCUGCUCAUACAGGUGACACGCCUUAGGUGCGGUGGUUUCAUCUUGGCCUUCAACUUUAACCACACCAUGUGUGAUGGCGGUGGUGUUUCAUCAUUCAUGAACGCGUGGGCUGAAAUGGCUCGCGGUGCAACCAAACCUUCCAUUGCACCUGUCUGGCGUAGGGAACUCUUAAUGGCAAGACAUCCACCUCGCAUUACAUGCCACCAUCGCGAAUACGAACAUGUCCCCGACACCAACAAAGGAACCAUCACAUCAAACAACGAUGAUCACAUGGUUCAUCGAUCGUUCUUCUUUGGACCUACCCAAGUAGCUGCUAUUCGUCGUUUGGUUCCACCACACCUUCACAAAUGCUCCACAUUUGAUCUCAUCACAGCAUGCUUGUGGCGUUGUCGUACAAAAGCAUUGCAGAUAGAGGCAGAUGAGGAUGUUCGCAUGAUGGUGAUAGUGAAUGCACGUGGAAGGUUCAAUCCUCCUUUACCCGUUGGUUACUACGGCAAUGCUUUGGCAUUCCCUGCAGCAGUUACCACUGCAGGGAAGCUUUGUGAAAAUCCUUUUGGGUAUGCAUUAGAGCUGAUAAACAAAGUGAAAGGUGAGGUGACAGAAGAGUAUAUGCAUUCUGUGGCAGAUUUGAUGGUGAUUAAGGAACGGUGCUCAUAUACAACCAUAAGGUCUUGUAUUACUUCGGAUUUGACACGUGCGAGGUUUAGAGAAGUGAACUUUGGGUGGGGUGAGGCUGUGUAUGGUGGAUUGGCCCGAGGAGGGGCUGGGAGGUUUCUUGGAGCAUCCUUUCAGAUGUCGCAUAAGAAUGCAAAAGGAGAAGAAGGAAUAGUCUUACCAAUUUGGUUGCCUGCUGAAGCUAUGAAUAGAUUUGCAAAAGAGUUGGAUGACAUGUUUGGGAACCAAAAUCAAACUACAAUAACGAUUGUAUUUAUAUACACACUGCUUGAGUAG
Molecule: messenger RNA, 1392 nt
Organism: Sphenostylis stenocarpa
Lineage: Eukaryota; Viridiplantae; Streptophyta; Magnoliopsida; Fabales; Fabaceae
Source: the annotation of a GenBank genome assembly